CACACACACACACACACAAACGCAUACUAGCAGAUACCGAGCAACGAACUCGGGCAGCAGCGACGCCCAAGAAUGAAACAGCAUAAGGCAACGUGAAAACUACAGCAACAACAAACAACACGGCAGCAUAAAAACAUAGAGAAAGCGAAAGAGAGGGGCAGAGACCGAGAGAGAGAGAGAAAGCAGGAGAGAAGCAGUUUUACGGCAACGACCCGAGCAGAAGCUGCCGCAACAUCAGAAGUAGCAGCAGAAGCAGUAAUAUUAGCGGGUGUUGUUGUUGUUGACGUUCUCUUGAAUGCUGCCAAUUGUCAUAUACGCCGAUCCGCACACUCGCUCACACACACAGACUCUGAUGCAUAUGUAGACACAGAUACUCUGCUGCAUAUGUAGAUACAGAUACUGUACUCGAACCGAAUUCCAAAGAGCCUUUGAUGACGACGCCUCGCUGUGCAUAACGACAUUUGUUAAAUACUUUGUGAUAGUCUUGUUUAUCGUUUUAUUUAAUUGUUUUAUACACACAAAAUAAUAGUAUUGUAAGAUCUUAAGAGAAACCAAACAAAGUUGCAAACCAAAUAGAAAGAAUUCAAACAAAAGCCUGCAAAUGCAUUCCACAAGCACAGCCACAAGAGUAUUCGACAGAUUGAGAAUGGGCAUUCUGCUGCUGCUGCUGCUGUUCAGCUGUCUGGGCUGUCCGGCUUUGAUCGAGGCAUGCUCCAGCCGCACAGUGCCGAAGCCCCGUCCGUCGGUCUCGUCGUCCAUGUCGGGCAUUGCAUUGGCGCCCACACAGCCGCCGGCCACAGCAACAACAACGACAAUGCGAACCACCACAACAACGACAACACCGAGGCCAAACAUCACAUUCCCCACAUACAAGUGUCCGGAGAACUUCGACGCCUGGUACUGUCUGAAUGACGCCCAUUGCUUUGCCGUGAAGAUCGCCGAGCUGCCCGUCUACAGCUGCGAGUGCGCCAUUGGCUUCAUGGGUCAGCGCUGCGAGUAUAAGGAAAUCGACGGCUCCUAUCUGCCCAAGCGACCGCGUCCCAUGCUCGAGAAGGCCAGCAUCGCCAGCGGUGCUAUGUGCGCCCUCGUCUUGAUGCUGUUCGUCUGCCUUGUGUUCUACUUGCGCUUCGAGCAGCGCGCGGCCAAGGAGCGCGAGCUUCAGGAGGACGACCUCGAGGAUGAGGAGGAGGAGUGCAGCGAUGGCGAUCAUUGCGAGUGCUGUCGCGACCGCUGCUGCGCCUCAGGCGAUGAGCCGCUCGUGACGCGUGGCAAGCUGCCCUAUCACAUGCGGCUGGAGCACGCCCUGAUGUCCUUUGCCAUCAGGCGCAGCACCAAGCUCUAAACUCAAACUGAAUCUGACACAGAAAUCUAAAAACAUAAUUUCCACUUAGCUAUAGACGAGUAUAUAUUUGAACUAUCUCAAAUGAUUUCUGCCUUGCCCGUUAUGCAUGUCAUGCCGAAAAUGCGUACUACGAAUUUCUAUGUGCUUUAGUCGUAGCUUAAUGUUCCAUUAUACAUACUACAUACACAUACUGUCCUAUUUACUAAAUGUUACGUGUAACAAGCUCUGUAUUCCAAGUUCUUGUGCGUAUCUUAGACCUGAGAUGAGAUUCUUCACUUCUCUAAUUAUCGUGAAUCGAAUAUGUAUUUUUAUUAUACCUUGUGCUGGAGCUAUAUUUAUUUUACUCUAUAACUAUUAUACAUAUAUGUAUACCACAGCAUAUAUAUGUACAUGCACGAACACAUCCACAAUGAUCCACGUCAAGUAUUAUUUAUUGCACUAGCUAUGUAUGAAUUACAAUGAGAAUUUUUUAAAUAAACAUGCGCUGCACUUGCAUAUUAUUUAUGCCAAGGGAGCAAGUCCCAGAA
Drosophila mojavensis is the source of this 1869-nucleotide messenger RNA. Its product is annotated as protein spitz. NCBI's taxonomy places the organism in Eukaryota, Metazoa, Arthropoda, Insecta, Diptera, Drosophilidae. Gene Ontology annotation, molecular function: epidermal growth factor receptor binding; receptor ligand activity. The transcript is spliced from 2 exons. The record is from RefSeq and is a predicted model, not a curated record. Bases 602 to 1342 code for a protein of 246 amino acids. Gene Ontology annotation, biological process: epidermal growth factor receptor signaling pathway.